This is a messenger RNA of Aphidius gifuensis, 3223 nucleotides long. Its product is annotated as diacylglycerol lipase-alpha-like. Gene Ontology annotation, biological process: lipid metabolic process. The record is from RefSeq and is a predicted model, not a curated record. Bases 982 to 3117 code for a protein of 711 amino acids. Gene Ontology annotation, cellular component: postsynaptic membrane; dendrite membrane. Lineage: Eukaryota; Metazoa; Arthropoda; Insecta; Hymenoptera; Braconidae. The transcript has 6 exons.
GAUAUUUGUAUAAUUAUUAUAAAAAAAUAGUUGAAUAUUUUAUUUCUUUUUUUUUUUUUGAUUUUCUACUUUUAUAUUUUUAUGUUUAUUUUAUAUUUAUAUAAUUUUUAAAAAGUGACUUAAUCCUGCGUCAUCCAGUUACACACACACACACGCGCAUUUUGACAUUUCGGUAUUUACUAUUUUUGGAAUUUUUGGUUUAGCCCAGUCUUUGUACUCUACUCUAUGCCAUUUGAUCAUUGUUGAUCAUCAUAAAAUAUACAUGCACAUAGCAUCAACUAAAUAAACUGCAUACAGUAUUUUUUAUGUGAUAUUUUAAUAAAUAAAUAGUACAACGUUUCUGUGUAUAUUUAUGUAUGUAUUGUGCAUUCCAAUCAAUCAACAUAUGUACAAUGAUACAAACGGACAAACCAUUAUAUCGAGACACGUUUUUAUAUUUAUAUUUAAAUAUUUAAUAUAUACAGUCAUGGGUAUUUUUAAAAAAAUUAUCAAUGAUGACACAUUACCAUGACUGCAGUAGUGUGUAAUGUGUAUUGUACCUACAUAUAAAUAUUUCCUUAGCAACAAAUAUUUAUUUAUAUUAUAUUGUGUGUGUCACAGUGUAUCAUGUUUGUCUGUCGGUUGUAUUGUUGAUGAUUAUGAAGUAUAAACUAUAAUAAUGAAGCCAUUUUUUUUACUCUUUUAUUAUUAUUAUUAUUAUUUUAAUAUUUAUAUAUAUUUGAAAAUUAUUGCUAAAAAUAUAUAGUAAUAUGCAUUUAAACGUUAUCCUCUACAUGUAUCCCCUCUACUGCUUCGAUUUUUAUGUGUGUGUGUGUGUGUGUGUGUGUGACGACUGACGAGUGACGAGAGUGGUUAUUUUGCAGUGUACAUACAUAUUUAUUCCUGUGUGUGUGUGUAUGUGUAUCAAGAAUAUUUUAUCAAUGUGAAUGUGUGGCUUUUUUUUAUUUUUUUUAUUUAUUUUUGUUUAUUUUUACUUGAGAAAUGCCAAGUCUCGUUGCAUUUGGCCGACGUUGGCAAAUUGGAAGUGACGAUCUUCUUGUUCCUUGUUUACAACUUGCUCUAGGACAUUUAAUUCAGGCAGUGGGACUUGGAUUGUUUUUAGGAAUUGUCAAUUGGGAUAAAAGUAUCUUUUGUGAAAUUUUACUAUGGAAAUAUGUGCUUGUAUAUCUUGGCCUUUUUAUAAUAUCAUUUAUCAUUGAAUUUGCAAUAUGUAUUUUGGCAACUCGAGGAAGUAUUUUGGACACUACUGCACGAUCACCAAUAAAAUUUCUCUUGUACAUAAAAUUAUUUUUAAUGCUGAUAGAAAUUGGCUGUUUGUGUGCUGGACUAAUAUGGAUUUUAUCUUAUUAUGAUACUUGUCCAAUAAAUUAUUCAAUGAAAAAAUCAAUGUCUGGUUUUGUUUUAUGCAAUGGUGUAAUUGUAUUUGUUGUGUUGAUGAUUAUUUGGUGUAUUUAUGAUCCAGCUGGAAAAACAUGGGUUGAAUCAACCAAGUAUAAAAAAGAUUUUGAAAUAAAUUCACAAUUAACUGAUCGAGAUUGGAGACAUGGAAAAGUAAAAAAAGCCUAUCAUGAUAGAUGGACUCAAAGAUGUUCAUUAUUAUUUUGUUGUUUUGGUGAAUGUAAAACAGAGAGGGACUCAUUUACUGAUAUAUCACAUUUAUUAAAUGAUAUAUUUCUUCAUCUUGAUGUUGUGCCAUCAGAUGUAGUUGCAGGAUUGGUAUUACUUCGUGAAUUUCAAAUGAUUGAAAGAAAAUUAAUAGUACAACAACAAGAUAAUGAUGUAUUUGAAUUUUUAUCUGGUGUACCAAUAACACCAAUGACAAAAUUUUUAUCAUUGACUAAUAAUGAUGAUACAAGACAUUUAAAAAAUGUCAUUCAUUAUAUGCAUUUUGCACUUGCUGCUUAUGGUGGUUCACCUCUUCUUGAUGAUCAUAUAUUACAACCAUGUAAAAUUGGAACAAAAUGCUGUUGUUUAAUGAAUAAUAAUAAAAAAACUAAUAACAAAUACAACAACACCAACAACAACAACAACAAUAAUAAUAUGAAUAUUAAUGACAAUGACAAUGACAAUGAUUCAAAUGAUGAUAAUUUUGAUUAUGAUGAUGAUGGUGAUAUUUGUGAUUGUGAAUAUUCUGUAUUUCAUAAAAUGGUACAACUUGGUAAUAUUGUUAUUGUACAUAGAGAAUUUAGUGUUGGUAUUGGUAAAACACCAUUUUUUGUUGCAUUGGAUUAUAUUAAAAAACAAAUAGUCAUUAGUAUACGUGGUACAAUGUCAAUGGUUGAUAUUAUAACUGAUCUUGAUGGUGAACCAGUUGUUUUACCAUUAUUAGAAAAAAAAGAUGAUUGGUUAGCACAUAAAAUGAUGUUACAAGCUGCUGAAUAUAUAAAAAAUAAUUUAAUUGAUAAUUGUGUGCUAUCAAAAGCAUUUAAUAAAGAUUUAACACGACAAACAAAUACAUUUGGUUUAACACUUGUUGGUCAUUCAUUGGGUGCUGGUACAGCAUCAAUAUUGGCAAUAUUAUUACGUCAAGAUUAUCCAAAUUUAAUAUGUUAUUCAUAUGCACCACCUGGUGGUUUAUUAAGUAUGCCAGCACAAAUAUAUACACAAAAAUUUAUAAUAUCAACAAUUCUUGGUAAAGAUUUUGUACCACGUAUGGGUUUACGACAAAUGGAAUGUUUACGUGCUGAUGUUAUGAAUGCACUGAGACAAAGUGCUGAUCCAAAAUGGAAAACAAUAUGUUCAGUUAUGUGUUGUGGUUGUAAUUCAAAACCAACAGCUAUAACUAAACUUGAAAAUGGUGGAUGUAUUGUUGAAUAUCAUAAAAAUAAAAAUCAAGCAAGAUUAUUAGUACCAAUUGAUACUGUUAUUAUAAAACCACGUCAUUUACCAUUAUAUCCACCAGGUAAAAUAAUUCAUGUUGUUAGAAAAUAUCCAAAUGAUCAAGAUGAAGAUGACGAAAAAAAACAAAAAAUGACAAAAACAACACCACCACCAUUGUAUUUGGCAUUGUGGGCUGGUCCCUGUGAUUUUGAUGAGGUAUUAAUUAGUCCUGCAAUGAUUCAAGAUCAUAGACCUGAUCAUAUGUUGGAGAUAUUGAAUAAAUUUAAAAUGGCCUGAUGUACAUGUUUUGUAUGUAAAUGUGUCUGUAAUCUGUACCUAUGUAUAUUUGAGUACUCCAAGUGCACCAGCAGCCAACAGUAUUUUAUAAGCAAAAGAAAUAGAA